UGUGUGUGCCCAUCUGACUGUCAACUGUUCGGACUAUUGUUGUUUUGAUUGUUGCUGCUCGGUUCGCCAGCCAAUUUCCUCUCCUGUGAUAACAACCGCGGCCACGCAAAAAAACAAAAAAACCUUCCCGCUCUCUCCCACUAGCCUCCCCAACCCCCCUCCCGUGGUGCCACCCUCCGUGAAAGGAAGGUACACGAUGCCCCGGAACGUGGCCCCAGCGAAGAAGCAAAGCAAACGAGUCCAGCCCGCACGGAACGCCGUACAGCCGGGCCACCGUCGAUAAGCGGGACGCCAUCGUCUUUGCACUGUGCGGAUUGGCCACCUCCCCCCCAAGCUCCCCAAGCCUCCUUUAUAAUCCAAGAGUGGCCUCCCGCCAUCGUUCCGGCACGCACAUUCCCGUUCCUUACGAUACGAGCGACCGUACGAUGGUGGUGGCGGUGGUGCGGUAGCGCGCAGUUUCUCGUCCACGGAGUGGUGGUGCGGCGUGUGAUUGUAUUUUCGUCCCCCGCCCGAGCUGACCGAUGCGGUUGGCAAGCGUCUCUGCCGCCCGCUUCCCCGCUGCCCGGUGCAGCAACCGGUGCCGAUGUGUGAUAGUUUGUGCAUUCCGUAGUUGUUUUAUUUGUGUAGCUUCGAGUUAAAAGUAGCCACCAUUCUUCGCCAAGACUGUUUACAUCCUGCCCCACCCCCUUCCCCUCCAUAUCCAAUUUGGUGCCAAAUUAACCGGACUCGAACUGUUUGCCGUCACCGUCACGCAUACACGCGUGCGCUUCCCCGAUGAGCCAGCUGUCCAGCAUUGCCACGUGUUUCGGGCACGUGGUGCUUGCGGCCGUUACCGGCUGGUCGCUCAAGUACCUGCCCGGCCCGACCGGUGCGCCCGGUGGGCCGCCGGCCGUCUGGCUGAUGCUCUGGUGCCUGCUGGCGUACAGUGCGCUCGGCAUCGUGCGCUACAGCCAUCCGCAGCCCGGCAAAGCGCUGCGGCUGCUGUACGACCAGGCGGCACUGGUCGCCCGGGUCGGCCCGUUGCCGCUGCUGAACGCGCAGCUCUACCUCGAGCCGGAGCAGACGCUUGGCCCGGCCCUGCCGUACCGGACCGCGCUCGGGUACGCCCUGCCGCUCACCGCCCUGGUCGCGUACGGCGUGUGCAACGUGCUGCGCGAUCUGAACCGGCGCCACAUCGGCGAGCACACGGCGACCGGCGUGCUGCUGCUAAAUGCCGCCGGUCUCACCCUGGUCGCGUCCAGCACGGACAACUACUGGGCGCUGGGGCUGGUCGUGUCGUACGUCUCGAAGCACUUCCUGCUGCCCGUGCUGGCCGAACGGUACCGCAUCCCGCCCGCCCUGCUGUACACGUACGGGCUGUGCUUUUACGAAAUCUUCGCCGUGAAUGCGGUGGCCGAUGUGCGAGCCGCCACGAUAUCGGUGAUCAUGUAGGGCCGAAACAAGCGCCGAGAAACAAACACACGCUUACGAAGCGCAACAAAUCUUGCACAACGGCACCAGUUUAACCUGCCCCUAGCCUUACAGGCCUAUCAUAUUGCGUUCGAUCUUCACUAGAACGUUCGUUUUUUGUACACUUUGCUUUCCCGCCAGGCAGAUUCAAGCCGAUAAAGGUUAAGAUUGGUAUCAAUUGUUGCCGGAAAUAGGCAAAUUAGAUCAAUUUUAAUUCCAUCAAAUUAAUUCAAUUGUGACCGCUGCCUACGUUUGUACACUUUCAUCACUCACACUUAACCUGUUUCCAACAAAAAAUGGAAAUAAUUGAUUUAAAAGCAGUGCGCAAUCAGCUUGUUUAUACUUACACCGCCCGCCGGUUGCUGCGACUACCACCUGUCGCUGGAGCAAGAACAAAAAAGUCGACGAAGCCGGCGAAUACGGUGCCAAUUUGUCUCCCGUUCGAUUCGUGUGCUUCCGCGUAUGAUAGAAGUGUGUAAGGGACAGGGAACGAUGUUUUAUAUACAUACAAACACACACACACACGCGUGGAUAUAUUUUCUAGCCGUAAAUGAUGUUCCAGACAAGGAAGAAAAGGGAGAAAGUGCGAUAGAGAGAGGACAGAGUAACGAUGUACAAGGGCUUACGACUUACGAGCUAUGCUAUUCAUAUACAUUCUAGAUAGUGGUACAAUUUUUGUAACGAUGUAACGUUUCUUACAUUUCCAAUGUUAUAGGGUGUUAAAGCAAAGGUCGAAAGCGAGGAGAGGUUUUUCAUACCAUUUUACAAAAAUAGACACUUUGAAAUCGAAGUGUAAACUACUGAUACCGGAACGCACAUCGCCAUAUCAUCGUUACAUCACACCAGCUAGGGAAAUGGAUUCCUUUUUUGUUUUUUUUUUUAUGAAGAUAGUAAACAACGUUCAGACAGCAGAAGUUAGGUGAAAUGUUAACAGUUAUGAAAUGGUCCAUUACAAGUGGCAGUAAGAAAUCGUUUAUGCUUAUUGUGCGUAUUAUGCUAGCUAUCAUUAAUUAACACAUAUGCAAACAUGGUGCAAUCAGGAGUUUUUUUUGUUUUAAGCUGAUGUUUCUACUAUUCAUAUAUAUAUAUAUAUAUAUAUACCAGUAAGUUGGGGCGAUUUAUUGUCUAGAAAUUUAUACAAUCAUAUGCAACACGUGCAUAGCAUGACCGCAAACUACUAAACAUGGCAUUCGCUAGCCACGACAAAAAGUACGCUAAAAUUCCAUUCGCUACGGGCUUGGCUUGCUUAAAAACCUUUCGCUGCUUCUAAUCGUAAGAAAUGGGUAACAAGGAAAAAAGAUUAAAAAAAAAAAGACAUGACUCAGAUAAAAGACAUCUUCCACGGCAACGCCUGGUGCAGCAUUGCUAAAUCGCUCGCUGAAAAACAAAAGGGUUUCAUAACAUUAUAUACAGGUAUUUAGUGGAAAACAAAGCAAACAUUCGGUACAAUUUUUGUAACAUGCACAAGAGCUGCGCGACCACCAGGGAAAUACGCGUAGCGAGGGAAAUAUCGAUUAGGAGAGGGAUAUGUUUUGAUAUGUGUAUGAGUCGAUGUAUUGUUAACGUCUGUUAUUAAUGUACGGUUUGAAAUAUAUAUAUAUAUUUACAAUGAAACAUUA
This is a messenger RNA of Anopheles gambiae (African malaria mosquito), 3068 nucleotides long. RefSeq lists its product as uncharacterized. The record is from RefSeq and is a predicted model, not a curated record. Lineage: Eukaryota; Metazoa; Arthropoda; Insecta; Diptera; Culicidae. The transcript is spliced from 2 exons. Bases 775 to 1431 code for a protein of 218 amino acids.